Phoenix dactylifera (date palm) is the source of this 528-nucleotide messenger RNA. Lineage: Eukaryota; Viridiplantae; Streptophyta; Magnoliopsida; Arecales; Arecaceae. The record is from RefSeq and is a predicted model, not a curated record.
AUGGUGGGAAAAAAAAUUGAGAUUCCUGAUGCAGCUAAGUUUCGAGAACGUGGUCUACAACAUGCCAUAAAAUUGGAUAGGUUAUUUAGAGGUGACUCAGAUGAGGACCAUCAUAUGAUUGAGUAUAAAAUUGAUGAUGUUCCCACUGAUAAUUUUAAUGUUAACUUUACUCUUGCAUCUGAUGCUAUCCAAGAGAGAGGAAAGAAAAGAGUUAGCUCUACUUUGCAUGAUAAGAAAUGCAAGAAGGUUGGGGGUGCUGCACAACUAUCUCAGCAAUUGAGUCGUCUUAUUGAUGCAGUGGAGAAGAAAAGUACAGUGCCAUCCAAGAUGAUUGAUAAACCUGGACGUAGUAUCGAUGAGGUGAUGGACGUAGUGCAUAUGAUGCCUGAGAUGGUAGCACAACCUGAACUGCUUUUGAUUGCUGCUGAGGUGCUCCUUAAAAGAGAACAUCGAGAGAUGUUUAUGGCACUCCGAGAUACCAAUCUUCGAAUUGAAUGGCUCAAGCGAAUGUCAAACUUACAUAAGUAG